Cylicocyclus nassatus is the source of this 1485-nucleotide messenger RNA. The record is from the annotation of a GenBank genome assembly. NCBI's taxonomy places the organism in Eukaryota, Metazoa, Nematoda, Chromadorea, Rhabditida, Strongylidae.
AUGAGUGCAUGCAGGGUUAAAGAGAGACGACUGACCUUCCAACGGGUAAGAAAGUCAGCGUUACAUUGCUGUGUGCCCUUAUGUACCAGUUCGUCGCGCUAUAACGCCGAGAUUAGUUUUCAUAAGUUUCCCGUUGACGCUGCGGUGCGUGCUAAGUGGCUAACUAAGAUCCGUAGGGAUAAGUUCACUCCAACAGUGAACACCCGUGUGUGUGGCCGGCAUUUUCAACCGGGAGACUUCGCAGUGACUGCAGGGGGACUGAGGAGGUUACAGAGUGGAGCUGUACCCCUUCUGUUUUCCUGGAAUGAGUACACUCUGCCUACACCGAGGCAGAAUGUAUGGGAGCGCCGCCCGAGAGCAGAGGAGCCUCUCCACGAUCUGCCUGCAGACUUGGAGUCGGAGGACGAUAUGGACACAGCAGCACCUGAUCAUGAUUACUGCUUAACUCCAGCGACAGCGGUGAUGGCAGCUGAGAUGGCCAAUGAAAAUGAAGCUCUGCGCCAGAAAAUUGGGGAACUCCAACACCAGCUGGAAGUGCUACAGCUGAGGACGCGUUUUGGUAUUCAGCGCCUGGCGGGGUCAGACGAGGACAUUCGCUUUUACACCAGGUUUGCUACAUACAAGCACUUCCAGGCAUUCUGGAAAUUGGUGGAGCCUGCAGUCAACACCAAGAUGGUGCGGAUCACCAGUGCCCAGGCUGCAUCUGCCAGCAGCUCUGAAGUCUCUCAACCAGCAACGAAACUUCCACCAAUAGAUGAGCUGCUGCUGUUCCUCAUGCACCUGUCAGUGGGCCUGCCUCUCAGGGAUCUUGCAGAACGGUUUGGCAUUCACCGCACCACAGCCAGCAGGAUUAUUUCCACCUGGACACACUUCCUGUACAUCCUGCUAGGAAGCCAACGUCUGUGGAUCCCCCCUGAAGUUGUCAGAGCUCACCUUCCACCUGAGUUUUCAGCUUUCCCAGACACGCAGGUGGUGCUCGACUGCACUGAAAUCUUUUGCCAGACACCAUCCUCUCUCCUGCUACAGAGUGAGGUGUUUUCAGCGUACAAAUCGCACUCUACUUUUAAGGCCUUGAUUGGCAUGGCACCCCAUGGUGCCAUUACAUUUGUGUCUGGCUUGUAUGCAGGAUCCAUGAGUGAUCGAGAGAUCUUCAAGCUAUCUGGCAUCAUAAACCUGCUCACACCAGACAUGGCAAUUAUGGUUGACAAAGGGUUUCUUGUGGACAACCUGGCUCCAUGCAAGGUUUAUAGACCUGCCUUUCUCUCAAGAAACACCCAAAUGAGCAGGGAGGAUGUCAGGCAGACCCAAUCCAUUGCACGUCUGAGGGUUCAUGUGGAGAGAUGCAUUAGGAGGGUGAAAGAGAAUAAACUUUUUGACAAGGCAAUACCACUCUCUGUUUGUGGAAGCAUUGAAGAGCUAUUUAAUGUAGCCUGCUUCCUGGUCAACUACCAGAACGGACCACUGGUAAAGGCAUGGGCAACUUAG